Molecule: messenger RNA, 438 nt
Organism: Trypanosoma rangeli
Lineage: Eukaryota; Euglenozoa; Kinetoplastea; Trypanosomatida; Trypanosomatidae
Exons: 1
Coding region: 1-438 (145 amino acids)
Source: RefSeq, a predicted model, not a curated record
AUGUGCGUCACUGCCGGGUGGCGACAUCGUAUGGAGGCGUACAUGCCGUGCGUGGUGGGUGAAGCGGCUUCUUGUUUUUCACUCAGGCUUGAGGUGCUUCACUUCCAUGAGCACCGCGGUGCCGCUGGGAGGCGGCGAUUGCGUUUCGGUUGUUGGUGGCGGUGUCGCUGCGAGAGUUUGUUCUUGUGGCCGCAGAGGGAAGGCAUCUGCUGCGUGUGUCUCGCAGUGGUGGUGCUGCUGCACCGUUUAUUUUGUUUUGUUUUUAUUGUUUUUUUCAAUUUUUUUUUUUUACGCUACGCCCCACUCCUGCUGCGGUGCGCUGAGGGAAGUGGCGGCGUUGGGGAGUUUGUGGGGGCCGUGGUAGGAGGUCCCGCCGGCAUUGCGCACUGCGUGUUGCCGCUGGCGGGGUUUGAAGGGGCUGGGCGGGGGAGACGGUAA